This is a messenger RNA of Xiphias gladius (swordfish), 990 nucleotides long. It is a transcript of the gene pop5, whose product is annotated as POP5 homolog, ribonuclease P/MRP subunit. Bases 288 to 797 code for a protein of 169 amino acids. Gene Ontology annotation, biological process: tRNA 5'-leader removal. Gene Ontology annotation, cellular component: ribonuclease P complex. The transcript is spliced from 5 exons. NCBI's taxonomy places the organism in Eukaryota, Metazoa, Chordata, Actinopteri, Istiophoriformes, Xiphiidae. The record is from RefSeq and is a predicted model, not a curated record. Gene Ontology annotation, molecular function: ribonuclease P RNA binding.
AAUGUGUUACAAGAAUGCUGUGCGUCAAAUCAGACCAUUUUACCGUUUUCUACAUUCUCUAAUCAGCCAUUCUUUCUGUUUGUGGGAUGAUAUUAACCUUCAGUGUUUUUGCUUGCCGUUGAGAAAACAGUCUUGAUCUGUUGGAGAAUAGACCGUUACAAAUUCGUGUAUCGCGUCCAAAGCAUCAAGCGUCGCUAUUAACGUCCAGCGUGUGGCGCUACUGCAACUCUCCGGGUAGCAGAUAGUUUUGUUGGCGGAAGUUCCAGCGGAAGAAGAGAGGGACCGCGAUGGUGCGGGUGAAGUCCAGGUAUUUACUGUGCGAAAUCAAUGUGUCAGACCGGAGCUGUCUGUUGCUGCUGGAUGACCGCGCUAUUGCGGCGGCAGUGAAGGCAGCUGUGGCCCGCACACACGGCGACUAUGGGGCAGCUCUCUGCAGCAUCAGAUUCUGUGUGAAAUAUCUGAAUGCUCAUACUGGAAUAGUAUUUCUGCGCUUCCCCAGAAGGUGUUACAGACUCCUCUGGUCUGCAUUGCCUUUCAUAACUAGUGUUGAAACUCGUGGGCAGAAAAUUCCAUGUUUUCUAAACUGUUUGCACGUGGGAGGAACAAUUAGAACAUGUCAGAGGUUUCUGAUCCGAUACAACACUCAGCAGCUCCAUCGAAUGCUCCCGAAAUGUAAAAAUGAAGAGGAAAAACAACAGGUUCGCAAAGCAAUUCUGAAUUGCUGCCUAACAGGAAGAAAAAAGGAAGCAUUUGAAGAUGAAGAUGAAUUAGAGAGUGAAGAAGAUGAAGAGGAGUGACUUCACAAUAAGCAGUAAAAGGCGGCAGCCACGUUGUUCUACCUAGAUGUCUGGCUCUGACUAUGUUUGUAACAGGACUAAUAGGAGGGAAGAUGUGAAGAAAUUUGAAGAAAUGCAUACCCAACUGUGUGGAAACAUGGUUUACUGCUGCUGCUCAGUGCACUUGUUGCUUAAUAAAACUGGCUGACUGUAA